Drosophila hydei is the source of this 758-nucleotide messenger RNA. RefSeq lists its product as uncharacterized. NCBI's taxonomy places the organism in Eukaryota, Metazoa, Arthropoda, Insecta, Diptera, Drosophilidae. The record is from RefSeq and is a predicted model, not a curated record. Bases 75 to 743 code for a protein of 222 amino acids. The transcript is spliced from 3 exons.
AAAAAUCGUUGCGGUCAGCGAAAUGACAAGUUUCAGUUGGGCUUGAGGUGCCAAAGUCAAAAGUUGUUACUAACAUGUUGUCAACGCAAGCUGUUAUCCUUUUGCUCUGCUUCUCCUUAACUGUUGCAAGCGAGUUGCAAAAGGGAGCCGUGAGGGCUUCAGCUCCUCGCAACUGCUACAGCUGCAAGGGCAUCAAUUGUCAGCGAACCACGCGACAAAACGCGACGGUCAAGUGCACCGAUCUGCUGGACAUUUGCGUGACAGUCUACGAGGGCUUUAGGGUCAGUGAGCGGGGUUGCCUGCUGGAACUAUCGGUAGCUGCGCAGUCCAAGUGCCACGCACGGGAUCCGCGUUGUCAAAAGUGCGGCGGAGAUCUGUGCAACAAUCAAGGACGCGUCGACUUUCAGUGCAUACAAUGCAGCGGCUCAGACGACUCCAAGUGCAACUCGGCUGGUGAUAGUAUCAGCGCCGCCAAAUGCUCAGCGCCCACUGGUAACAACGCCUAUUGCUAUGUGAGGGCAGUUGGCUCCAAUCUGCAAAGAGGCUGCGCUCUGAGCGUCAAGGAGCAAAUGAAUUGCCUCCAGGAUAACGACUGCAGCCUGUGCCUUCCAGAGAAUGGCCAUGGCUCCUCUGCCUGCAACAAUUACGCUCUGGAGUUCAGUGCCAGCGGCGCCAAGGGACAGCAGGUGUUUGGCCUUCUGCUGGGACUGAUCAGUGUGCUCACCAUACAAGGACUCAAUUAGUUUACUUUGAAAAUG